Messenger RNA from Caenorhabditis sp. 36 PRJEB53466, 740 nucleotides. Lineage: Eukaryota; Metazoa; Nematoda; Chromadorea; Rhabditida; Rhabditidae. The record is from the annotation of a GenBank genome assembly.
AUGGUCGCUUCAUUGACCAUCAAACGAUUAUUGUCGUCCACUGUGGAUGGUAAGCCUUUCCAAGUUUGUUUCAAGUUGCCUAAAAUGAUGCGGCUUAUGAAAUCGAGUGAAAUGCUGUCGGUUCUAGUGAUAGUUGGCUAUUUUCAGGUUCAGCGCACCUCUGUGUCUACGACGCAAACCACAACGGAGACGAUUUAACAGUGACCAUCUCGUGUCCGUUGGCUUCUGGCUGCUGCGAGAAAGGAUGCUGUAAACUGCCAGUCAGUUUCAUCACAAACUCUCACAUGAACUCGUCUUCUUUGUCCGAGGAGCCCAUCUCCAACACUUCUCAAUUCAAUGAAACUAUUCUUCUGAUCACACUGACGUUAAUGAUCUUUUUCUUCGGAUGUGUCUCCAUUCUAUUCAUCUUCAGAAAGGUACACAACUCGAACGAUUCAGGUUCGAUCACCAAUAACCGUUUUCCAUUUCAGAUCCAAGAGCUCCGUCGAAAAGAGCACGAGCCAGACUUUGUUUAUCACGCCUAUCGCCCGCCACAGCCAACAGUAAGUGCGAAACCGAAACCGCCGACCGUAAUACUUACCGACUACCGUAACAUGUCUGUUGAAUGACCACCUUUUGUUGCCCACUUUCCUUUUUUCAAGUUCAAAAGCAUCUAAUAAAUAAUUUAUCUUAAAAUCCGUCAGUCAGUCAGAGUAUUCCAGAUAAUGGUACCUCGCAAUGUCUAUGGAUCGCCGUGCUGA